UCGAGGCUGUAGGUCAAUCCGUGCGCGUGCUUUUAUUGGAUCUGCUGCUGUCACACAUUCGCGCCGCUGAUGUUCUCAACGCGCGUUAUUCCUCGUCAGGAAACUCGCGACGCGCAAACGCCUUUCUUUCCGUGUUCUUGCAGCCGCGCGUCGCUUUCUUUCGUCCGUCUGAGGCAGAACCGUAGGCCCGUGAUUGACAGCUGCUGUUGAAGGCAGGUUCCGCGAGGUCCGCGUUGACGCGCCGCGCCGGAGUUUCAUCAACGGCCCGUUUGAUGUCAUAAAUGCCGGAUCGCGCGUUCCGCGGCGGAUUUCAGCCUGUUGAUGGGGAGCGCGAUCAACGCGCCGGCUCCUGAGGCCGCACGGACACACAUCGGGUGUGUUUGACGCCUGUCGAAGGAGAAUAAACGCUCAAACGCGCCGCACUAAUGGACGAAUCCGUCGCGUAAAUCGAGCCGGAGAAAGACGCCGAGGAUGAGGAGUAACGGGCGCGCGUGAGGACAAACAUGAGCAGACUUUCUGUUUGAUCAUCGAUAGAUCUGAUCGAUCCGGUCGUCUUGAUGAUCUGAGAGAGAAUCGUUCCUUUUAGCGAGAGGAGCGUCGCGUCGCGCCGCGUCGCGCGGGUGAAUGAUGGGCUGCGCCUCCAGCAUCCACAUCUCCGAUCGCGUUUAUCACAGCGGGAAAGAGUCCGAGGAUUCGCAGAACUGCGGACACACCAGACCCAGCGCCCGCCAGAGCCCGUUGACGGAGGUGCAGUUCGGACCAAUGAAGCUCUAUGAAGAUCAACUGCAGGUACUGUUAGUGUUUGCCAAAGACGACGCUCAGAGCGGCAGCUUCACCUGGGCCUGUGAGCGGGCUGGGUUCAGGUGUAAUGUGGCCCGAACACCCGAAGCGGCGCUGGAGAGUUUCCAGGAGAAGAACCACGACCUGAUCCUCAUCGAUCACAGGCAUGCCAGGUGUUUCGACGCCGAGGCGCUCUGCCGCUCAAUACGAGCCGUCAGCUGCUCUCACCACACUGUGAUCGUGGCUGUAGUGAAAAGGCCGGAUCGUGAAGAAGCCACUGUGAUGCCGCUGAUAUCAGCAGGAUUUAACAGGCGAUACGUGGAGAACUCCAACAUGAUGGCCUGUUAUAACGAACUCCUGCAGCUCCACCAUGGAGAAGUACGAGCUCAGAUCAAACUCCGAGCCUGUAACGCUGUUUUUACUGCACUGGAACAGAGUCAGGAAGCCAUUGAGAUCAGCAAUGAAGAUCAGAUCAUACAGUACGUCAACCCAGCGUACGAGUGCAUCAUGGGAUACCAGCGCGGAGAACUGCUGAAGGAAAACACUGAAGUGCCUAAGAGUGAGAAAAACAAACCAGACCUGCUGGACAACAUCAGCUCCUGCAUCCACAGAGGGAAAGAGUGGCAGGGGGUUUAUUAUGCCAAAAAGAAGAACGGAGACAGUGUGCAACAGAAUGUGAAGAUGACACCUGUCGUUGGACAGGGAGGUAAAGUCAGGCACUGUGUGUCUGUUAACAGGCCUUUAAAUGACCAUAACAAGACAGAAAAGCCCUGUGAGCGAGUCCAGGCCGAAUCACAGACAGAUAUUCAGCAGUUCAGCAAACACAAGGACCGCAGGAAAGGAUCCCUGGACGUUCGCUCGACGACCUCUAGAGGAAGUGAUGCAGGAAGUUCCCAGAGGAGACACUCGUCUAUGGCCAGAAUUCACUCCAUGACUAUUGAAGCUCCCAUCACUAAGGUGAUAAACAUCAUCAAUGCGGCUCAGGAGAGCAGUCCGAUGCCGGUGGCCGAAGCGCUGGACCGAGUGCUGGAGAUCCUGAGGACCACAGAGUUAUACUCUCCUCAGCUCGGCACUAACGAGGAAGACCCGCACACUAACGACCUGGUGGGCGGAUUAAUGACCGACGGAAUGCGCAGGUUAUCAGGGAACGAGUACAUCUUCACCUCUAAACAGCUGCAUCACAUCCCGAGUCACCUGACCACACCACUGUCCCUCAACGAUAUCCCACCAUGCAUUGCUCAGACGAUGGAAAACGAAGACUCGUGGGACUUUGAUAUUUUCAGCCUGGAGUCGGCCACCGUGAAGCGGCCUCUGCUGUUCCUGGGGUUGAAGAUCUUCUCUCGGUUCGGUGUGUGUGAGUUCCUCAACUGUCCCGAGGCGACGCUGCGCUCGUGGCUUCAGAUCCUCGAGGCCAAUUAUCACUCCAGCAACUCGUACCACAACUCCUCUCACGCCGCGGAUGUGCUGCACGCCACAGCUUACUUCCUGUGCAAGGAGCGCGUCAAGCUAAGUCUGGACCCCAUAGACGAGGUGGCGGCCCUGAUCGCUGCUGCUGUUCAUGAUGUGGACCAUCCGGGCCGCACAAACUCCUUCCUGUGUAACGCAGGAAGUGAUCUCGCCAUCCUGUACAACGACACCGCAGUGCUAGAGUCGCAUCACGCGGCGCUAGCGUUCCAGAUCACCACACGAGACGACAAGUGCAACAUCUUCAAGAACAUGGAGAGGAACGAGUACCGCACGCUCCGCCAGGCCGUCAUCGACAUGGUUCUCGCCACUGAAAUGACCAAACACUUCGAGCACGUCAACAAGUUCGUCAACAGCAUCAACAAACCGCUGGCGGCACUGGAGGAGAACGAGGGCAGCGGAGACGAGGACUCUGUGAAGAACAUCCUCACGGCUCCAGAGAACCGGAUGCUGGUGAAGCGGAUGUUGAUCAAGUGUGCCGACAUCUCGAACCCGUGCCGCCCGCUGGAGCUGUGUGUGGAGUGGGCCGGACGCAUCUCAGAGGAGUACUUUGCUCAGACGGAUGAGGAGAAGCAGCAGGGUUUGCCGGUGGUGAUGCCCGUGUUCGAUCGCAACACCUGCAGUAUUCCUAAAUCCCAGAUCUCCUUCAUCGAUUACUUCAUCACGGACAUGUUCGACGCCUGGGACGCGUUUGCCGAUCUGCCCAAUCUAAUGCAGCAUCUGGACAACAACUUCAAAUACUGGAAGGGUUUGGAUGAGCAGAAGCUGCGGAGCCUGAGGCCGCCGGAGUGACGGGCGAGACGCGGGCGGGACACGGCUCCUCCGGCUCGGCACUCUACUCACGUUUUAUCAUCAAUAACUAAUGAUGAGAAUCAUGUUCGCUAAU
This is a messenger RNA of Rhinichthys klamathensis goyatoka, 3130 nucleotides long. RefSeq names its product phosphodiesterase 8A (gene pde8a). The record is from RefSeq and is a predicted model, not a curated record. The transcript is spliced from 22 exons. Gene Ontology annotation, molecular function: 3',5'-cyclic-AMP phosphodiesterase activity. NCBI's taxonomy places the organism in Eukaryota, Metazoa, Chordata, Actinopteri, Cypriniformes, Leuciscidae. The coding region runs from base 625 to 3036 and encodes 803 amino acids. Gene Ontology annotation, biological process: signal transduction; positive regulation of ERK1 and ERK2 cascade; cellular response to epidermal growth factor stimulus.